Messenger RNA from Somion occarium, 1108 nucleotides. Lineage: Eukaryota; Fungi; Basidiomycota; Agaricomycetes; Polyporales; Cerrenaceae. The record is from the annotation of a GenBank genome assembly.
CCUGUUGCAACUUGUUUAAGAAAACCUUCAUCAUGGACGAUAUCCUCCAGGACACAAUAGCUCUCUUUGGCGAAGAACCUCAGGAUGACGGACACAUUCAUUAUGGACGGCUCGAUUUAACGACAGCACCGAAGGAGGGCAAGGCCAACACUCUACUAGCAGAUCAUCUCUUCUCGCCGUCCCUGCUCCUUGGCGAACAUAUAGAACGCGGCUUGAUACCAGUCGCUGGACGCACCGUAAUUGAGCUGGGCGCAGGAUGCGCCCUUCCGUCACUGUUGUGCAGUACCCUGAGUGAACCGCCAGCGCUAGUGGUUAUCACCGAUUAUCCUGAUGACACAAUAAUGGUCAACUUGAAGGAAAAUAUCGCCAGAAACCGUGAGCAAGUAGCGCCCGGUUGCAAUGUCCAGUGCUUUGGAUAUGAAUGGGGGAAGGAUGUCUCCACACUUUUGUCACUAGUUCCGCAAAACAAUGGAUACGACAUCGUCAUAUUAUCCGAUUUACUCCAUUUUGAUCGCUCGCAUGACGUUCUAAUUUCCUCACUGACGUCCUUGCUGCGCAAAUCAUCCUCUGCUCGCACAUACGUUGCCGCAGGAAAAUAUACCCUACCUCACGUUUGCGACCACUUUCUGCGAGAAGCAGAGGAAGCGGGGAUUGCCUUGGCAGAAGGCGAAGAUGAUCCUGUAUGGCGAGGCGACUUAGAAGUAAAAGGCGGCGGACUAGACCGAGAGCAGCUUGGCAUACGCAAGAGUAUGUGCAGGUGGUGGGUUGGUCGAUGGGCGGAGGAAAAGACGCCGAGCUGAGCAAUCGAAUAUCAAUCAUUGUUUGCAAUGUAUCUCAAAUGCUGAAACUAUGCUCCUCAAAGCGAGGAUUGUAGAAGAUGUUAUCCAGGGAUACGAGAUGCAUGCAUUCUGCAGGUGCAGGUGCGGGUGCUGUGCAUGCUCAUGCUGUAAUGAACUUCUCGUGAGAGCAUGCGGUUGUAUUUCAAAGAAGGCGAUGCCCUGCUUAGACCCUGUUCGCAAGUACUCGCUGAGCAAGGGAGGUUUUGAUGUAGCGAGCUUUUGAGACCACAGCCGUGGCAAACGUGCGAGAAUAACAUGCCUCGUCUUUG